AUGUUCACGACAUUCACGGGCAACUCCCGCCGACCACGGCAAGUGAACCUCUCAGGCCGCACCAACAACCCCUUCGCCGCAUAUCCAUCCGGAAGACAAAACCCCCACGGCCCCGGACCACAGAGCACUCUUGCGAUCGCACAGCAGGAGAGACAGCUACGUCAGCUCGAACGAGAUCGGUUAGGGGCGAGCCGCGUCGUGCAACGGACAUGGAGGGGCUAUUGGAGCAGGAAGAUAAUGCGAGGGAAAUGGCGGGCAGAAUGGGACACUACCGAGACUGCAAGGACAGACUCGCUGCCUUCGUUCGAUGACAUGGCGAAGCAGCCGAGUUCCGCAGUGCAGCCAGCCGCUCCCUUUGAAUCUGCCGCGGCAUGCUUGUCUCAGUUACGCCUUUUGGUCCAAUUUAUCGAGCCUUGGAAUGGCGGUGACAUAGUUCGCUUGGUAUACUUUUCGGACGCGUUUCAGAAAACACUGCACGAGGUGCCGUCACUGGCAACGGAGGGCGAAUGGACAAUGCUUCUCAAGCGUCUGGCCGAGAUCACCUUGCGUGUCUUGCAGUCAGCAAGUUCACCAAAUGUGCCCGCAUACGCUGUCGGUCGGCUCCUACAGCUUCUAAAGUUCCUUACAGAUCUCAUUCCCAAGCAGAUGGCGCGUCUUGCACGGGAAUACUAUUCUACUAUGGCAGUCAUUACAAAUAAUCAUGAUUCAAUAUCGAGCCGGUCGCCUUUGUCUAAAUCCGACAUUGUUCAGAGUGUUCUUACUUUGCUAUUGCCAAUCACCUCUGAGACUCUUACUGCUUACGAGUGGUUCGCUAAAAGCUAUCUCACUAUCCCCAACUUGUUGGAAAAACUGGGAUCGCUAGAUUUUUUGGCGAAUAACAUUAACUAUAAAUUGUUGACAUCCGCACUGGCGCCGCUGCACCUUGCUCAGAGCCAAGACUCGGACGCCGUCGAAUCUCGACUUUGGUUGCUUGCUUAUUUCAUCUUCUUCCACAGAUAUGCUUUAGGGAGCCAGACCACGAACCACACCCCGGAGCUUGGUUUUGUAAAGGUCGUUUCGGGGCUGCUGAAUUCCACAGUGCUGCAGAUUUCCCGGCGCUUGGAGGCGGAAGACUCUGCCGAUGUUGAUGAAGAUAACAGAGAUGCAUAUCUGCAUCCGUUUAUAAGGGAUCAACUGUUCAGCCUGGUUAAUCAAACAAGCAUAACUGGUCUGCUCUCACAAUUGCAGCCAACUCAUAUUUCGCAAACUGAGCUCGCGAGUACCGGCUCCGGCGCCUCGACAGAAGCUAAAGACCUGGCCCAUUAUGCCUUGACGCUUCUGAGAGUUUUCCCUCGGCGGGGCGAUGAUAUCCGCAUGUGGUUAUACCUGGGAUCGGCCACCCUGGGUGAUCGUGCUGCGGGACCAGAAUCUCGAAUUCCAGCUAUCAAGUACUUCUGGCAGGCAUCUCGCUCUAGCAAAGUGUUUGAUGCUAUCAAACAGGACUCGACGAAGGUAUUGCCCUUGUUGAAGCCAGUUGACUCGAGCUCUGGACCGACAGAUCUUUCUCAAGAAGACAGAGACCAAGAAUGGACCAUUAUUCUUCUUUUUCUCGAGUUGUACACUUUCGUACUAAAGGUUAUGGAUGAUGAUGAAUUUUUUUCUGGCGGUUCUUCUUUUACUGCCUCCUCGAACAUACGUUUAUCGUGGACCAGGGAGAGCGCGCUUCCUCUAAAUGACGUCAAGGAAAUGACAGUUUUCCUCAAAAACCUCGCAUUCACUCUAUACUGGAACUCGGCAGACUUGACAGAGAAUGAGCUGGUUCAAGUUGCUGGGGGCAUCCGGAAUUACUUUAGCUCAACAACUUCACAGCUUGAUACGCUGGCAAGUGUCAGGGAUUUUGAGAACAAGAACAAAGAGAAAGGCCUGCCUGGGGUGACUGGUAUCCCGCUAGACUAUUUUAAGGGUCUUGUAACUGGCCUCUUAAGGAUGGUCCAUGAACGCGAUUCACGGCGUAAAUUCCUUCCCGAUGGGCACUGGCUGAUGACUAGUCGAUUUGAUAUGGAAGGGUUCAUUCCCGCUGUCGUUGCUGAGGAGGAGAGCAGGCACCAGCUUCAGGACGAUGAUGAAGAAGAUACUGACGAUUUGAUGACCGACGCUUACGACGAGGAGCCGUCACUCGGUCUCGUGGGCACAGGUCGUGCCCAACAAGCGCGGCGAAUUGAGGCUCUCAGACGCCGCCAACAACAAGCUGCUCGCCGAAAACAGCUGGAAGCCGUGGCCCCACGAUUGGAAAUUCUGAAGAAUAUGCCAUUCUUCAUUCCUUUUGCCACACGGGUACAGAUAUUCCGCGAGUUCAUUUACCGCGACCAAAUGCGCCGAAGGCACGGAUUUAUCGACCCCGAUUCGUGGCGAAUGUCAGUGGCGCAGGCUUCCAUGGGCCGCCUGACUGAUAUGCGCUCAACGAUGCAGGAUAUCCUCAGCCGCCAUCACGCCAAUAUCCGCCGUGAAAGUUUGUUCGAUGACGCGUUCGACCAAUUCUAUGAGCUCGGAGAGGGUCUGAAGGAGCCAAUUCAGAUCACUUUCAUCGACAAGUUCAACGCUCCAGAAGCAGGCAUUGACGGCGGCGGUGUUACGAAGGAAUUCCUGACCAGUGUAACUAACGAAGCGUUUAAAUCCACAGUUGGUCUACGCUUGUUCGAGGAGAACGAUCAACACUUGCUGUAUCCCAGCCCGGUCGCUGUCGAACAACGGAAGGAGAAUCUGCGGCAGCUUGGAUUGAAGGAGAACACUCCGGAGUGGAAUGAUCAGGUUCGUGACUUACUCAGGCGCUAUGAGUUCUUAGGGCGUGUAAUUGGAAAGUGUCUCUACGAAGGCAUUCUGGUGGAUGUUAGUUUCGCGCCGUUCUUCCUGCUAAAGUGGGCAUUGACGGGCGGAACGGGUUCCGCUCAACGCGAGACGGCAUAUCGAGCCAACCUCAACGACUUGAAGGACCUGGACUCAGGUCUCUAUCAAGGUUUGUUACAAUUGAAGAAUUAUCCCGGGGACGUUGAAGACUUCUCUUUGAAUUUCACCGUUACGGACACUAUACCGUUGCCCGACGGAGGCAGUCGCACAAUCACUCGGGACCUGAAGAGCAACGGCUCCGAUACAGCUGUCACAAACCAGAACCGUCUGGUGUAUAUCUCGUAUAUCGCUCGCUACCGGCUUCAAGUCCAGCCUGCUUUGCAAACAAAUGCUUUCCUGCAAGGCUUGGGGCAGAUCAUCCAACCAUCUUGGCUAUCAAUGUUUAAUCAGUCUGAGUUGCAAACACUUGUUAGUGGCGAGUCUGGCGACAUUGAUGUUCAAGACCUCCGACGGAACACAUUAUACGGUGGGGUGUAUACCAUAGGGGACGACAAAGAAGAACACCCAACAAUUAAGCUAUUUUGGGAGGUGCUGGAGCAGAUGACGAAUGAGGAGCGGCGAAAGGUGCUUCGCUUUGUGACUUCGACUCCACGUGCUCCAUUGUUGGGAUUCAGUCAUUUGAAUCCAAGAUUCAGCAUCCGGGACUCGAGCGAGGACGACCAGCGGCUUCCCAGUACGAGUACCUGUGUGAAUUUGUUGAAACUGCCGCGAUAUAAGAGUGCGAGCACUCUGCGGGAGAAGCUGCUGUAUGCGGUGAAUUCUGGGGCAGGGUUUGACCUGAGUUAG
Aspergillus nidulans FGSC A4 is the source of this 3669-nucleotide messenger RNA. RefSeq names its product ubiquitin-ubiquitin ligase HUL5. Gene Ontology annotation, molecular function: ubiquitin-protein transferase activity; ubiquitin protein ligase activity. Bases 1 to 3669 code for a protein of 1222 amino acids. The transcript is spliced from 2 exons. The record is from RefSeq and is a predicted model, not a curated record. Gene Ontology annotation, biological process: protein polyubiquitination. NCBI's taxonomy places the organism in Eukaryota, Fungi, Ascomycota, Eurotiomycetes, Eurotiales, Aspergillaceae.